AUGGUCAGAGAAUGGCCGAGGGAGUCCUUCUCCCGCCACCCUCCUCACCCUUACCUGCCGGAGAGACAUGCAUCGCCGACAGCCCCCAAUGGUAGUCAAUCCCAGAUUCUAUAUGUUGAAGUACUCGCUGACGUGAAACUCAAGCAAAUUGCCGAAGCUCUCCGGAAAGAUUGUGGGAUAUCGACCCGACAUUACUUUGUGGCUGUGAUAUUGGAUGAUGGAACCCCUCAAACAUUCUCCGGACCUGGCACCUCAGGACUUCGCAGUGGUUACGAAAAACAAUUCUUUGAUAUGGACAAGUUCACAAGAGCUAUGGACCGUUUAGAAUCUGGAGUAAGCCCUGUCGUCAAUGAUGAUUUCGCGUUUGACGGAUACAAGCAAUCUAUGGAGUUCCCCCGAAACCGCAUGAUGGACCGUCGACGGUUGUCACAAUUCGAUGAUUGGGAAGCACCAGUACGACAAGGCAGGAAGAGAGCUCGAGCCCGACACGCUAUCAUUGAUGAGGACGAAGCCCCCAUGACUGUAUCAGCAACGACCAGGAAGAGUAUUAAAAUCGGAAAUCCUGAUGACGUUUGGAGCUUUUAUGAACAGCGAUUCAAGAAUUGCCAACAGACGGCGUGCAAGCUUAUUGCGAAGGCAUGGGUCAAAGCCGUGGAGCCGAAGAAGCAGUCCACGCAUCCAUACACAGGAAGCGACGAAAAGGCGCCAGAUUGGUGGCCCAAACCUUGGGGACCAACAAAGGAGGAUAGGGUUCGCCAUAAAGAGCCAGAUCAUCUAUACAAGCGAGAACGAGUCCAUCUACUCAAUCACAUCCUCAGAAUGAUUGUGGAGCCAAACAACAGGCAACAUCCUGACAUUCAAAAGUUGAAUUUGAACGUGAAGAAGCUGGAAGAGAUCACCAUCGAAGCUCUUUCCGGCUUUUUCGCCGACAAAGAAAGCCCUGCCAACGCAAAGAAGCGACCUUUCUUGAACGAGAUAUUCAGAGUGGCCAAGCAGGAAGAGAGGUUCAAGAAGGAGGAGAUCGAUGGGACAACCGAGGUCUACGUGAUGGCGGACGACAAGAUUCCCGAUUCGUACGCAUCGGGCAACGACGACGACGGGCCUAUACCCAAGGAAGAAGACGACCAGGAUGUGCCACCAAACAAGAUAGCUGCAGUCCAUGGUCUGAUACCCUCGGCGUCGAGCCAUAGCACCGGCACAUCACUGCACGGAACACCCUUUCUUGGUGGUGAGUUGCCUGUACGAGGCAACCAGUACACCCCGUCCAUGAUGCAAGAUAUGGCACAGGAUCAGCACGCCUUCGUCGAAAAUAACAGUCUUCCCGUAAACGGUCAACCUGCGGUUCAUCCUGCUGGCGGUAACCUCGCUAUGGAUAUGGGCGUGCCUCCUUCGCAUGAUUCCGGUCGUCGGUCAUCCAUCUUCAGCACCCAAACAGAGUACGGAGGACAGAAUGGCACAGCAAUGUACACUCAACAGUGGCAAACCGGUUCCACCGCACCCAACUCGUCGUCUAUGUAUACCUUUACGCAACAGCCACCGAACCCACCCGCGACAGCAUUCGUCAGUCCUGGUGUUCCGUUAACUCAAGCGCAGCCGUACAUGAACGCAUCAUUUGACGGACUAACGCGCGGAUACGACCCUAGUCAGUCUACCAUGUUCCGCAACGGAAGUGUUCCACAACAACCUCAGGUACACCCGGCCCAAGGCUACGACUACAUGUCCCACGAUAACAGAGGACUUCCCGGUAUAAAGGUUGAUGAUGUCCCUCGGCACGCAAUGCAUUAG
Messenger RNA from Fusarium sp. VM40, 1785 nucleotides. Lineage: Eukaryota; Fungi; Ascomycota; Sordariomycetes; Hypocreales; Nectriaceae. The record is from the annotation of a GenBank genome assembly.